Messenger RNA from Ricinus communis (castor bean), 1037 nucleotides. RefSeq names its product probable plastid-lipid-associated protein 8, chloroplastic. The transcript has 4 exons. The coding region runs from base 20 to 934 and encodes 304 amino acids. The record is from RefSeq and is a predicted model, not a curated record. NCBI's taxonomy places the organism in Eukaryota, Viridiplantae, Streptophyta, Magnoliopsida, Malpighiales, Euphorbiaceae.
GGGCUACGUGGCGUCGUAGAUGCCAAUAAAGAUAACUUACGUGGUCCCAUACCUCGAUUUCCAUGCCAACGUGGCACAACUAAAGCGAAGUGUUCCGGACAAGCAAAAGCAACUCCUCCAGUUCCAACUUUCCAAUAGGGAAAUUGUUGCAAUAAUAUCUUGUAAUCUUACAAUCUCAACAGAGGCUGCAGCUUCAAUGGCUGCUUCUUCUUCCAUAGCUUUGUUCUCCUCAAUUAGAGGCCGGGAACCGUACGACCCCAAAGCGCUUAUUUCUCGACCGAAACCCGUAAUCUUGGCGAAUCAUGCUCCACUUCCGGCUCGACGGUAUUAUUACUGUAGCCAGAAGAAAAGUCCGCGAAUCUUGUGUUCGGUUUCAAUUUCGAGUUCGGAAGUGCGAACAGGGCGACCUGAUGAUCUCGUCGCUUCAAUUAUUUCCAAGGUAACGCAAACAGAUGGAGGAGUUACUCUAACUAAAGAAGAGCAUGAAGAGGUGUCGGAAGUUGCACAGCAAUUGCAGAGCUAUUGUGUUGCAGAACCGGUCAAAUGCCCUCUCAUCUUUGGAGAAUGGGAUGUGGUGUACUGUUCGAGACCGACUUCCCCAGGGGGUGGGUACAGGAGUGCAUUCGGCCGUCUUUUCUUUAAAACAAAAGAAAUGAUUCAGGCAGUUGAAGCUCCUGAUACAGUAAGGAACAAGGUCUCCUUUUCUCUUUUUGGCUUCCUCAAUGGGGAGGUCUCUCUCAAAGGUCAGUUGAGGGUUUUAGAUGAAAGCUGGAUUCAGGUUAUAUUCGAGGCACCUCAGCUGAAGGUAGGAGCACUAGAGUUGCAGUACGGUGGUCAAAGUGAGGUGAAGCUGCAGAUAACUUACAUCGAUGACAAGAUCAGGUUGGGGAAGGGCUCUAGAGGUUCUUUGUUUGUUUUUCAAAGACGCAUUUAGAUUAUCAAAAUCUUCAACCCACACAGAUCACCUUUGUCUCUGUGCUUUACACUGCUGGGUCCAAUGAAAUCUGGAAUGCCACUCCUUGUUCUUUGUUUCAUCA